AUUAAAUGUCUGAAUCUGAAAUCCUUACUCGUUCUAAUUUUAUAUUUUCUGAAUGACCCACUUAAUACGAAUUGAAUGCAAUUUCUAUGUACUUUACUUUACUAAUUGUUUUUAAUUAGCACAUUCAAAUAUUUUGAUAUAACAAUAUUUACAUUUAAGUUAGCAUGAGUGCAAUAUUCAACUUUCAAAGUUUAUUAUCCGUAAUAUUACUCUUAAUAUGCACUUGUGCAUACUUAAGAUCAUUCUUCCCUAGUAUCAUAGACCGCAAUAAAACUGGGCUUUUUGGAACCUUCUGGAAAUGUGCACGAAUUGGUGAACGAAAAUCUCCCUAUGUGGCAACUUGUUGUGUGAUAAUGGCUUUUACAAUACUUUUUCUGACGUAAUAGAUCAAUUAUAGAAUAUUAAGAGUAUAUAAUAUACCAAGUGAAACAGGAACAUUAAAUAAACUAUGAUAAAUAAAUAAAAAACUUUUUAUUUA
Vanessa tameamea is the source of this 478-nucleotide messenger RNA. RefSeq names its product protein kish-A (gene ksh). Gene Ontology annotation, biological process: intracellular transport; protein secretion. Lineage: Eukaryota; Metazoa; Arthropoda; Insecta; Lepidoptera; Nymphalidae. The record is from RefSeq and is a predicted model, not a curated record. Bases 165 to 383 code for a protein of 72 amino acids. The transcript has 3 exons.